Messenger RNA from Andrographis paniculata, 1825 nucleotides. RefSeq names its product UPF0496 protein At4g34320-like. The transcript has 3 exons. NCBI's taxonomy places the organism in Eukaryota, Viridiplantae, Streptophyta, Magnoliopsida, Lamiales, Acanthaceae. The coding region runs from base 405 to 1526 and encodes 373 amino acids. The record is from RefSeq and is a predicted model, not a curated record.
AAUGGUGCACAGUUAAAACUGGCUAUGGCGUCCUGUCUUUACGCAUUUAUGUGUGUGUGUAGAUGGUAAUGUGUAUGUAUCUAUAUAGUGGAGAGAAGAGGAAGACAUUGCUUCCCGCUUUUUCCAUUUGCAGUUGAUUCCAUUCCUUGAAUUCAACUCAUGCGUGCAAGCUAUACAUUUCUUCAUUAUAUCAACCCCCAUCACCACCGCCACAAUUUCCCUUCCUCCCGCUAACGGUGCAUAUCCAGGUGACGCGGCAAUCAAUUGCUUCUUGUCUGUUUCCGGAGUGAUUGAUGUUUGGGAUGUGCUACGCUUCAACUAGCACUUUGUGAUAUUGUGUUUUUUCGAGGCGAUUUGCGGAGAAACUUUGUGUGAGUAGGUCAGAAUUCUCGACGCCAUCCGCCAUGGGAAGCCACAUGAGCAAGAAGCCUGGGGAGGCAUCAGGCGCAAAUGAAAUCAACAAUCUCCAUUACACGCACGAGCUAAACUUGUACGAGGCAGCCUGCAGGCUGGAUGUUGAUUUGCAGUCAUUCGACACCACACUCCAUGCUCGAACCAACAAUGUUCUCAAUUCCCUCGCCGCAGGAGUCGAAGUUCGCGCCUUAUCCUUUGAUUCCCUCAAGGAAGUCACAGAGUGCCUAUUGGAGAUGAAUCAGGAAGUUGUUAAGGUGAUUCUGGAUUGCAAAAAGGAUAUAUGGAAGAGUCAAGAAUUAUUCGAGCUAGUCGAGGAAUACUUCGACAACAGCUUGAAAACACUCGACUUCUGCGCAGCAUUGGAGAAAUGCUUAAAGCGCGCGAGGGACAACCAGCUGCUCAUCCACGUCGCGAUCCAACAAUUCGAAGAAGAUGGAGGAGAAGGAAAUGAAAGGUAUUCAAAAACAUUGGAAGAAUUGAAGAACUUCAAAGAUGCAGGGGAUCCAUUCACCCAAGAAUUCUUCCAUAUCUUUCACUCAGUUUAUACACAGCAGAUUCUGAUGCUCGAAAAGCUUCAACUGAAAAAGAACAAACUGGACAAGAAGCUCAAAUACAUCCAUGCCUGGAGGAAGGUCUCCAGCAUCAUAUUCGCCGCCACAUUUGCUGCUGUCCUGAUAUGUUCUGUGGUUGCAGCCGCCAUGGCAGCGCCACCUGUGGCAGCUGCGCUGGCGGCUGCAACAUCAAUCCCGUUGGGAUCGAUGGGGAAGUGGAUCGAUUCACUUCUCAAGAACUACGAAAAUGCAGUGAAGGGGCAGAAAGAGAUCAUAAACUACAUGAAUGCAGGGACAUAUGUUACCAUCAAAGACAUGGACAAUAUUCGUGUUUUGAUCGAUAAGCUGGAGAUUGAGAUCGAAUCCCUUUUAGGAAAUGCUGAUCUGUGCAUCAACAAUAAGGUGACUGUCAAACUUGGUGUUGAGGAGAUCAAGAAGAAGCUGGACAUGUUCACAAAGAACAUCGAGGAAUUGGGAGCCCAAGCCGAUAAUUGCAGCCGGGAUAUUCGACGGGCGAGGACUGUUAUUCUCCAGAGGAUCAUCAAACAUCCAACAAGCUAAAAGAACACCUUGGUAUGUAUGUCUGGGAGAUUAAUUUGGAUCUUAUUAUUAUUAUUAUUAUUCAUUUGUUUUUUUUAAUUUGUUGACAGAUUGUAUUAUGUUAUCUAUUAGUGUACACAUUUAUGAAUCUCUGGCAAUUUAUUCAUAUACAUACAUAUAUUGAAUAGAGGAGGACUUUUGGUGGCCUUUUUCAUAUAAUUGAUGUAAGGAAUUUUGUCACUUUGCAAAAUAGUGUUAUUUAAUGUGACGAGAUUACCAGAAAUCAGGUGGCAUACAUUUGGCCAUUGCAUCAUAUAUUU